Trematomus bernacchii (emerald rockcod) is the source of this 2455-nucleotide messenger RNA. RefSeq names its product XK, Kell blood group complex subunit-related family, member 7 (gene xkr7b). The coding region runs from base 1 to 1824 and encodes 607 amino acids. Gene Ontology annotation, cellular component: plasma membrane. The transcript has 4 exons. The record is from RefSeq and is a predicted model, not a curated record. NCBI's taxonomy places the organism in Eukaryota, Metazoa, Chordata, Actinopteri, Perciformes, Nototheniidae. Gene Ontology annotation, biological process: apoptotic process involved in development; engulfment of apoptotic cell; phosphatidylserine exposure on apoptotic cell surface.
AUGGCCGCUAAGUCGGAUGGAGCAGCGGUGUCUGUGGAAGAUGACAACACGCCCAGGAGCCUUUCGGAGCCGGGGAUCCCCGCCGCCCGGCCCCGCUGCAGCGCCUUGGGCGGGAAGCCGUACACGGUGCUGGACUGCUGCUGGGUGCUCUGCGCGCUGCUCGUCUUUUUCUCCGACGGCGCGACCGACCUGUGGCUGGCCGCCGACUACUACCUGAGAGGUGACUACUGGUGGUUCGGCUUGACGCUCGUCUUCGUCGUGGUGCCUUCCGCUGUGGUCCAGAUAUUGAGUUUCAGGUGGUUCAUGUAUGACUACUCGGAUCUGAGCUGCGGGGAUGGAGCGGCGAGCGGCAACGGGAGCGGCGCGGUGGCGGCAGGCGGCGCGGCCACGGCGAGCGACACUUUGAGCACCAAGGACAGCGACCAGCGCGGCGGGAGCGCGGCAGCGGGGAACGCGGCAAAUGCUACCCCGGUUUAUACAGCCUCUGCUCCGCCUGCGACGGCAGGGAGAGUCGGGGGCCCCCGGAGGUGCUGCAUCGUCUGCAUGUGGGUCUUUCAAGCCGUGCUCCACGUCCUGCAGCUGGGUCAAGUCUGGAGGUACAUCCACGCCCUCUACCUGGGAGCCCAGAGCCGCUGGCACAGGAGUGGGCCGCUCCACCACUUCCACUGGCGGCUGAUGUUCGAGAGCGCCGACAUCACCAUGCUGCGGCUCCUGGAAGCCUUCCUGAAGUCCGCCCCGCAGCUCGUCCUGCAGCUCAGCAUCAUGAUCCACGGGAACAUCGUGCACCCUCUGCAAGGUCUCUCGGCUUCGGCCUCCCUGGUCUCUCUGGCCUGGAUGAUCGCCUCGUACCAGAAGGUUCUCCGAGACUCCCGCGACGACAAGCUGUCGAUGUCUUACAAGGCCGUGAUCACCCAGAUGCUGUGGCACUUCUUCACCAUCGGGGCGAGGACUGUGGCCUUUGCCCUCUUCGCCUCCGUCUUCCAGCUCUACUUUGGCAUAUUCAUCGUCAGCCACUGGUGUGUCAUGACCUUCUGGAUCAUCCAAGGUGAGACCGACUUCUGCAUGUCCAAGUGGGAGGAGAUCAUCUACAACAUGGUGGUGGGCAUCAUCUACAUCUUCUGCUGGUUUAAUGUCAAAGAGGGCCAGAGUCGCUUUCGUAUGACCGUCUACUACUCUGUGACGCUGGCAGAAAACGUGGCGCUGACCGCCGCCUGGUACACGUACCGCGGCCAGCAAACCUCCGACUCCUCCGCCCUGGUGGUGGUGUGCCUGGUGGCCUGCAGCUUCGCCCUGGGAACCUUCUUCAUGUUGGUGUACUACUGCUGGCUGCACCCUGAUGGGCCAGUGCUGGGCUCGCAGUGGGGAGGGUGUGUGGACGAGGGUGUGGUGGGUGCGGGAAGCGUAGUGGGAGUGAUUGAUUCUUGCAUCACCCCAUCUCAAGGGUCGCAAACCGACAUGGUUAUUACCAGCCCUCCGAGGACCCUCCCCAGGACUAAAGACACGGGGGAGCCGGUUCCAGGGGAGAGAGACAAGGACCGAGACAGGGACAGUUGCCUUCCUGUCUUCCAGGUACGUCCCUCCCCUUCAUCCUCUCCUGCACUCCUUCACAGGACCUCCUCAUCAUCCCGCGCCCAGGAAGGCCCUGUGAUCCGGAUUGACCUACCGAGGAAGCGAUACCCAGCCUGGGAUGCACACUUUAUUGAUCGGCGCCUCCGCAAGACCAUUCUGAUAUUGGAGACCACGUCAGCCGUCAGCCCCAGGAUACAGUACAGGUGUAGCAUGAUGGGCAGCAAAGAGGUGUUAGAAUAUGAGACAACUGUCUAAGCCAGCAGGGGCUUUAAACUUAAAAGUGAAGUCUGGGACCAAGGCUCAGCCGAGAGAUCAGUUCUCAUCCCAGGACAACCUAUGCCAGGAGCAGCAUGUUAAAGGACACACAGAGUGGUGGGUAACUCUUCAUUCAAAAAAGAGGUUGUCAAAACUUGAUUGUAAAAUGUGAGGCGCAAUCUGGGACCAAAGCUCUCCCCCUUAGGGCGCAGUCCAGGAGUACGUAGCAUGAAUGAGUCGUAGGAAGUAAAUGGAGAAACACUGAACUGGGAUAAUCUUUGGUGAGAAAUGUAAUCUCUCAUCCUGGGACCAAGGAAUGUUAGAUUUAGUUUCAUCCUGCAUGGUCAGAACAAGGAGUAAAAGGACUUGAGAGCGAUGAAGUUGUGGAGUUUGAUAUAUCUGAGAAACAGUUUGCUGCAUGAACAUGAGCCGUGGGCCACAGAGAGCCUACAGAGACUUACCAGGGAACUUUUAGAGGCUUUGCUCGGGACAUGCAAUCAUUUGGUUUGAUGGCAACUCAGACAAUGACCUACAUUUGGGGCUCACUACCCAAUAUAAUAUAUACCCAAAACAUAUUGCUUUAGAUGUCUUGUUUCAACCACAUUUAGCCCAGUUUUAGCCAAGGCGUCUA